AUGUCUAAACGAUACCCAGAUUCCAUGGUGAAAAAGUAUCUAGCUAAGCAGUUUGGGGUCCAAGUUUUGAUAUACAGUUCUUAUAUAUUCAGGGUUCAUGCCUGCAACUGUCCCAUCAUUCCCCCACAGGGUCCAGUCCAGUCCAAGUUUGAUAUACCCAGUGCUUAUAUAUUCAGGGUUCAUGCCUGUAACUGUCCCAUCAUUCUCCCACAGGGUCCAGUCCAGUCCAAGUUUGAACGCAUCCAGUCAGGAAGUCUCCCUCCAAAGGUCACCCAUGUGUCUUGUGAGGCCUCCCCCCAGGACAGAUUUAUUAUCCAUGCCAGACUGGAGACCAGGGACCUGUCAUUCCUGGUCUUUGCCAGCCAACAGACACAUGAAGGGGUCAAGCUGACCAACUGUACCGCUAGCGUCCUGCGUCUGAAGGGAACGCUGAGGAUCCAAUCCUACCGGGAAGGCGCUGACGUCAAGAUGAGCUUCAACUUUGAGGGAAAGCCAGAAAUUAAAGUUGAGGUCAAACCUCUCAACCCGUAUCAGGAAGCGAAUGAGCUGGUUGAUCUGGGUGUGGUUGAAGCCAAUGUACGCAACUCUAUCAUCCUGGCCAAGACGACCUUCACCGUGACCCACCUUCUCAUGCCGGGUGACCUUCAGACUGUCAACCAUGACCAGGGCGGUCAAGGUCCAGACAAAGGUGGCCAGGACCAGGGUAAAGGAAGCAACCACUCCAGCUACAACCUGCUCCAGCGUGACAUCCAGAGCCUCCAGAAACAGAAACCAGCCACCCAGAACUCCGCCCCUUCCCAGCCCUCCCACCAACAACAGACACUGCAACAACAGCAGCUGCCCGAGCUCUCCCAGGAGAUUGUCGUGCCCACGGUCAUCCCGCCCACCAACAAAGCCCCACCCAUCCACAGCAUAUCUGUUCAAAAUGAGCCUGUCCAGAGUAUCCCCAUCCACCCGAUCCACCGCCAGCUCCAGCAAGACAAGCUGCAGCAAGAGGUCAAGCAGGUCCCUCGCAGAGACCAGCAGAGAGUCCGCCCUCAGUCUCGCCCUGAGGGAGUCUUUGAGCCUGUGGAAGCCAUGAAUCUCUCCAGCUCUUUAUUCUCAGCCCCACCCAAACCUCACCGUAUGGUCGGUGACAAAAGACUCCUGGUUAAAGUGAUCAAGGCUAACGGACUCACCCUCAAGCAAAUUGGUGCAGCAAAUCUGGUCUGUAUGGUGUCAACUGAUGAGCCUCUUCAAGGCUAUGCUACAAGCAUUGUCAAAAACACCCAGAAUCCUUUCUGGGAUGAGCAUUUCCUCUUUGACAUCACACAGGAGUCACAGGAAGUCAGGGUUGAGAUGUACGACAAGGACAAAGCUGAAGGAGAUGAGUUUCUUGGCGAGGCCAUUGUUUAUGUUGAAGACCUGCGUAAGACCCCAAGUAGUCGCCAGAUCCUUAGGCUCCACCCACAGCCUGGAAACUUUGAGUACAAUGCUGGAACUGUCACAGCAGAGUUUCUCUUCAUGGACCCCGUGGAAGCAGAUCUCUUGCUGGGCUCCAUGACAACCACUUCAAACAACCAGCUCUCACCCCGCCGCCGCAUUGAGAUUGCCCGCUCAGUCACCCCAGGUGGCACUGUAGUUACCAAGACAACAACCACAACACAGCGACCUCAGUAUGGCCGCCAUGAUCCUGGCCCUGAUGGUUCACCUAAUUAUGUUGAGAAAAACAUCUAUGCAGAAGAUUCUCCACAAUUCUCCUACAGUGACAGCCCAUCUAAUGUGUCUUCAGAAACAAUCAACGGAGAAGAUUCAGUUGCCGCCGCAGCGCUGAGGGAUAUUCAGCAGAGGUCAUGGCAGCCUCGAAGCCAUGCCAAAAGUAGUACUAUAAUUAUAACAGGGGUCAAACGGCAGGAAUCCCCACGUCCUAAGCCAAAGCAGGAAUCUCCGCGUCCUAAACCAAAGGAAUCUCCACGUCUUAAAGCAAAGCAGGAAUCCCCACGCCCUAAACUAAAGCUGGAGUCUCCACGUCUUAAGCCAAAGACCAUUGAGAGCCCUGAUGUUGAGGAAGAUGCCACACAUCAGUACCAAGUUAAUCAGUCGUACAACCAACAGCCACAGCCUAUUGCACUGAAAGAUAAAAAGAAAGGUGGUUUCGGCAGCGCCAUUCUGAAAAAGUUUGGCCGUAAGAAGCGUGCGCAAAGUGCUGAUCGCACAUUGAGUAUGCGGGAAGGGGCGUACCUGAAGCCCCCAGAACCCGCGUACGGACCGCAGUCUAAAGAUGAUUUGGAGCUGGUUAGACCGCAGUCCAUGGAGGCACCUCCAUCUCCCAACUUAAAGAAAUCUAGAACUCUUGGUGGAAGCUUAAAGAAAUUAUUCAAACGAAGUCGGAAGCGAUCUCAGACAAGGGGUGACUCCAGAGAAAGCUCGCUGUCUAGAGGCUCCCGAUCCAAAGGCCCAUCAAGAGAUAGUUCGCUGACUCGGCAGAACCAGAGAGAGAGUGAUCAAAGGGCAUCUUCAGUUUCAUGAGAUUAAGUCAUACUUUUAGUUUAAACACUGAACUUGUAUAUUAUAACAGUAUUUUUUUUAACUUGAAAGAUCACGAUGGUAGUUAACUCUCAUAAUGGGAGUUACCUCUCACAAGGGGACUUGCUUCUCAUAAGGGAGUUAACUCUCAAUGCAUUUCACAAUGCUCAAAAGUAGUUGAGGAACUUACUAGUAAUAGUAGUAACCAUCAGUGUUAAGUUACGCUCUAGUCAAAUAUCCAUUACUCUAAGAGAUUCAUCUAUUUAACAUUUUUUAACGAUCUUUCUUUUUUAACAAUCUUUCUUGUGAGCAUAUGUGAUCAUUAUAUACAUCUGAUUAUAUUUUUGAGCAUCAUAUUUUCAAACAUGGCUGUUAACUCUUUACUGUACAAAGUUUUCUCUCUAGUUUUUAAAAAUGCAAAACUUAAUUUAACAAGGUGUUAAUCAAGUGAAUAUAAGUUUAUGUACUUAAAAGGUGCAGAAUAUUUUAUUUAAGUAUUUAACAAAGGUUCUUGUAAUGUAAUUUUGGAAGAAUAACAACAUAAAAACUAUGUUAUCAUUCUGAUCAAGUAGAUCUAUAGAUCUACUAGGUAUCUGUAUCUGUUCAAUAAUUUUAGUAAAAAAAAAAUGUCAAAAUACAACAGAAAAAAAACAAUGGUGAGAGUAUAUGCCUGAGACCUAUAUCUAUUGAGACUUGUACGAUAUACUGCGACUGAGCUUAGCUAGGUUUAUUUGUAACUCAUAAUUUAUUAUCAGCACCUGUAUAUGGUAUCAAUGUGAUAAAUGCAUGAUAUAAAAAAUGAUAGGGAUAUUGUAUUCCUUGUACGACUGGUAUAUUUUUUUUAUUUUGCUUUUCUGUGAUGUUUUAUUUAAAAAAAAACAGUUACUGUUUCAACCCCCAAAAAAUAAUCCCCAAGCCUUUUCUUCCCUAUAUUUUUUCAUUCGCACAGCUUCUGCUGAAGAUAACCCCUAUAGUUUAUUUUGCACUGCAUUUAACACUAAAUUUGAUUCCACUUGCAAUGGUUAAGAGAAAAUAAAAUUCAAUUUUCCAGAAGUAAUAUAUCUGCCACAGAAAUCUUUUCCCCCUAGAAAAUAUCCCCCCUCUCGUAGUUAUAGAUAAAUCAUCAUAAUACAGAAUGUGACUUUAUCCCUUGCGCAGGUUUCUUUUCGACAAAAAAAAAGGGCGUUUAGUGCGACACCCUUUUCUACCACUGUAAAGGGAUAUAAGCCACUUUUUGAGGGUGGUGAAACUAACACUUGUACAUUUUUCCAGAUAUUUAAUGCUUCCUUUCAAUGCUUUUUUUAGUUGCUCACUCUAUUUAUUCAAUGUUGCACCUAAUUUUGCAAGCAUAAUUCCCUGCAUGUGAUAUCCCUGUCUCUACAUUGUUUUUACCACUUCUUUUUUAGGGGUAAAGGAGCGAAUUGUACCCAUCGAAAGGAGUUAAUUACACAAAGCUAUAUUAUAUGAUUAACUAAAAACAAAAAAAAAAUCAUGAUUCUUAAAAGAUCACAAUUAAAUACUCUUUUUACUCUUUAAAAAAAAAGUAAUAGAAAUCGUGGUACAGUUUUGUGGUUAACCUCACAUGACUAAUACUACCAUUUUUUGAGCUACCAUCAUAUUUUGAACAAUCCUCACAUUUGUAUGGCCCUAAAAAAGUGUGUAAAAAUAAAUGUUGUAAUGUAGAUUUCAGCUAAGUCUUAGCAGUACAAAAAAAAAAGGUGAAUAAAUGGUCUCAACACGUAAAAUGUUUGGACAGCAUCUUUGAGUUACUUCACUCAGUGCCUAGCCAUAGUCUGUGAUGCUUACUUCAGCUAGACACAGACUUUUUAUGUCCAUAUAUUCCCACAUAUCCAUGUCAUACAAUUACUCGACAAUCCAAUGUCUACAUUUUUAGUUUAUAAUCAAAUAACACUAACAAGUAUAUCAUCGUUUAGUUGCAGUAAGAUUUGUUCGCAAGAAAGGAACAGUUUCUCUUAUCAAUUUUUUUUUAUUUGCUCAAUUUGCAAUAUGCAAAAAAAAGUUUAUUGAAUCAAAUAUUUAUUUUUUAAAAUCAUUGAUCACAGUCUUAAAGCUUUAUUUUUGUACUUAAUCUACACAGGUUGUUCUGUACUUGUUGCUAGCAUGACAAAAAUUUAAAUUUUUAAAGACUUGGUUGCCUCCAAAUAUUACAAUACUAUUUAUGCGGUAGUGAUUAACAUCUGUUUAAAAAUCUAUUUUUAUACUGAGAUUAUUCUUUAAGGUGGGUUUAAGAUUUGCCAAUUUACUAAUGCAAUGUCUUCAUAUGCAAGGGCACAUUAACCAAGGGGCCCCCAAUAAAAAAGAUGAAUAAAUCUAGUCUUUGCAAAUCUAUAUUAAUUGCACCACUACUUUGUUAUAGUUUAUAGUACUUAAUAUUCAUAAACGAGUAAUAAACUGAGGUACUAUUUAUAUUAAAUACCUUCAAACAAAUGGUAUUUUUGUUAGGUAAUGAUAUUGUUUUUAGUGUGAGCGACAGUUGAGGGUAAUUAUAUGAUUUUAAAAGCAAGAUGAACUUGUAUUUAUUGAGCAGGUGAGGAGUUACCCACCAAGUGCCGACAGACUAGGGUAGCUCAACAGGUUAAGCUAGACAAUCUUGUGUCAACUGUUAGCCAAAGAUUUCAUGAAUGUAUUUUCACUAGUGAGAGAAACUUCUAAUGUUGGUGUUUUGUAUGGGAGUUGUGUGCUGAUUGUUAUGCCAGUAAAAAAAAACUUUUCGUAUCAGGUUUUCCACUUUGAUGGGAUGCAAAUUAUUUUAAUGAUUUUUUUUAUAAUGGUAUUGAUAAUGAUAUAUUAGACUAAAGUAGAUUUUAUGCAUGAUUUCUUUCUGUAAUUAUUUGGCAAAUCAAUACUUUGGUUUAUGCUUGGGAAAACUAUCUGGCAAACCUGAGAUUGUUUAGGACAUUUACUGACUAAUCUCAUUAUAGCAGUGAUAAAUACAAAUAAUCUGCACAAAUAUUUGCUGAAAGAUUCAAGAAGCAAAGAUUAAGCCAGACCUGCAGCCAAAUAAAAACAUUAGUUACACCUUUAAUCGCCCCAACCUGUGUGUGAAUCCAUCCUUGGAAAUAGCUUUAGUUUUCCUUAGAUUUCUAUUGGUCUCUAUUUAUAUCUAUCUUUUAUUUAUUGGCUGUUGUUUUUUCUAUGUUGGAAAAUACCAUUGGAUGUUGUUUUCUUUUUUUUUAACAAUAUUUUUGUUUGAUGUUUUGAAGUUAAUUGAUUGUGCUUUUUAAUCAUAAAUUCAUUUUUUUUAAAUCUUACUAAAAUCUAUUAGAAAUCAAAGAAAAAAAAAUUAGAUUUUAAAAUUGAAAUAAUAAAACUCAAUGUUACUUCAGCUUUCAGAUUAGCUCACAUUGAGUUAAAAGUCUGAAAUUAUUUUGAUAUAAUUAUUGUAAAAUCAACUCAAUAUUAUUACAGGUUUUUAUAAUUUAGAAAAGUGGCAUAAUUAUUAAUAAACCCUAGGCCUUUGCCUAUAUUGUUAGGUGAAAAAUAGAAAAUUUAAACAAAACAAAGAAUAAAAAAUUUUCAAAUCUGUGUUUUAUUUAUUUAUUUACAUACAAAUAAUUAUUUUUUAAAACCAUAUUACAAUUUUGUUUUAAAUAGGGCCAGGUUUAUUAUCUUUGUAGUGAUUACAUUAAAACAUGGUGAUUUUUAUAUUAAAACAAAUUUUCAAAACAA
Molecule: messenger RNA, 6195 nt
Organism: Physella acuta
Lineage: Eukaryota; Metazoa; Mollusca; Gastropoda; Physidae
Product: phospholipid transfer protein C2CD2L
Source: RefSeq, a predicted model, not a curated record